This is a messenger RNA of Pocillopora verrucosa, 1236 nucleotides long. The record is from RefSeq and is a predicted model, not a curated record. NCBI's taxonomy places the organism in Eukaryota, Metazoa, Cnidaria, Anthozoa, Scleractinia, Pocilloporidae.
GGGAGUUACUACAUCACGGGCGACGAGCGAGGAUAGAAAAAACGACCCAAAUAUGAGCGGUUAUCGAAGCAGUUCUGUGGCGCCUGACCUUAAUCCACCGAGAUAUUUUUGUGGCAGACAAAACUAUGGCUGAAAUGGUAAAGCGACAUUCCAGCACUCGCUUGCUUUGGUCAGGAGAGAACUUUACCCAGAUUUCUAAAAUAUUUAUACCCAUGAACAAGUCUGGGAAAUCACUGGACACUUCUGGUUCUGGGUCGAAAGCAGAAAACCAGAUAUUAUUUCGAUCCCAUGAAUGGGCGUGUACACACCAUUUUGAGCAACUCAGUUCCUAAGAGCAAACUGAUAGAACUGAUCGAUGACAUCAGUGCCGUUGCUGAUCUCAAAACGGGAUGGAAUUGCAAGUCAUGGCUAUGUGUUGAACCACUACAUUACACACAGACCGAUAGCUAUAACUGUGGUGUGAUUGUAUGUCUUUUUGCUCGGUGUUUGUGUGAGGGGUUGAAUAUCAAUGGAAGUUACGAUGUGGACAUGGAAAGGGAAAGAAUAACGUCUGUCAUAUUUGGCUCGUGUUAUGAUGACCUUGAUUGGAGAAAUACCGCGGUCUGUAAGAUUUGCAAAGACGACGAUGGAGAAGAUUGGCUUGGGUGCGAUAGCUGUGGCCAGUUUUUCCAUGCAAGUUGUCUGGAUGUGCCUUUCGCGGAGACGCUUACGCAACAUUUCACCUGCCCUUAGGGUGGCUUCUUGUCAGUACAAGUAGAGUUUAAAUUUUAAAGCUGACUAUAACAAUGAACCAGAUGAUGAACUUAAUGUCAUGUACAGACCUUAAUUUGUAAGAUAAGAAAUACAGUCCUUGGUAGUAGAUAGAUUUUCACGAGCGUCAAUGGUGCAGAAUCGUAACUUGAUGGAACCAACAGUGGACAACAUCCCAGAAUUCAAACUUUGUGAUUUUUUUCUCGGCUUAAACGCUAAGUCAGUUGUUCAAUUGAAUAGGAAGAAAAACAUUUCAAACGGAAAACAGAAUUAUUUGCACGUGUGGAUCUUUUGAGAAAACGUCUCCUAAACGAGUGGUCUUGAUUAUAAAUAUUUAAGGAAUGGUAAAUACAUUAGCCUUAACAUGGCUGUUUCUCGAAGCUCAGUGUUUUCCUACUUGCCUUUUUUCCACGUGAAUUGGGGGCGAUUGAAUAGAUAUAAUGUGCAGUAAAAGAACUUCAGCUGAUAGAAAUUUUAAAUUUCUCA